UCAUUGUCCAAUAAUUAUUCCACCGUAUUUCCCGGUGUAAAACGGAAAUGUUAUAAUGAUGAAAAAUAUUCCGAUGAUUCAUCACAAAAUUACUUCUUCGAACAUUACAGGAAAAUUUACGUCAUCAAAACGUUUUCGUAAUGUUCUCGUUUACGUGAUGGAUUUGAGGAUUUUCAUAGUCGAUUUCCGGAAUUAUGUGAAAGUUCCACGGAACGACGAGAAAAAAUGGAGAAAAAUAUAAUGGGAAAUCAUAUCCUAACAAGCAUAUCUAAUCCAUGUCUUUCAACUACAAAUGAUGGUCCAACACAAAUUCUUCCAUUCCUUUAUCUUGGUUCACAACAGGAUGCUAUGGAUUCUAGUUUAUUAUCAAAAUAUGGUAUUAAAUAUGUGAUAAAUCUUAGUGUGAAUUGCCCUAAACCGGAUGCAUUAAAUCAGGAUGAUCAUUUUAUGCGAAUACCUAUCAAUGAUACGUAUCAAGCGAAAUUAUUACCACAUUUUGAUGAUGCAUUCAAAUUUCUUGAUAAAGUAUGUGAACGUGGUUCAGUAGCAUUAAUACAUUGUCUUGCUGGUAUUUCUCGUAGUCCAACAUUGGCUAUCGCAUAUAUGAUGAGACGAAAUAAUUGGACAUCUGAACAAGCAUAUAGGUAUGUGAAAGAGCGUAGACCAUCGAUUUCGCCAAAUUUCAAUUUCAUGGGCCAAUUACUGGAAUAUGAAGCACGACUACGCGAGAAAAAUGAUCCGAGCUUAUCGUCUAAAUCCAGUGAACAUGAAGAAGAAUGUCGAAACGAUAGCAAUACUAUCAUUUCGACUCCAGUUCAGGAAUGUGAUAACACCGAAAACCAUUCAAAACUGGGGAAAUCGAUCAGCUAUGAUACAUUAUCGCAGAGGAUAUCAUCAUAUAAACCACAAGAUUGCUGGGAUAACGAUUGCAGUCGGCCAUCUUCAAAGAUUAAUGAGAAUGGUAAGCGUGUGAUGGAGUUAACAUGUCCACAUUUAUUGGAUCGACCAAGAGUUUUGGAUGGAUUAAAAUCCAGGAAAGCUUUAAGUAUACCAGAAAAAGUAAAUGAGGAUUUACCGUCACCAUCAACGGAGCUACAAAAAUUAUCAUUUACACAUUCAUCAGAUACAUCCAGUUCUGCAUCAAAUCCACUUUUUCUCAGCAAUAACCGUAUGGAUGGAUCUAAUUCCGUAUUCAUCAAUUCAGCAACGGCAUCAACAUCUCAGAUCGAUCAUUAUUCAGUCGAGAAUUUGACAUUCAAUUCAUGCGAUCAUUUAUCAUUUCCGCUUACAUCAUCCUUCAGUACUUAUAAUCAAAGCAGGAAUCAUCGAGUAACAAUGGGUCAUAAGUUUUUGACACGUAUUAGCCAUUAUCUUCGAAAAGGAACAUGCCAAGCAAAACAUAGCAAAAAUAUUACUAUUGGUAAUGUUGCUAGAAGAGGUAACAUUGUUGGAUGUAAAUCGAUGGUUACAUCAAUUCCUUCCUGCCCUUCAUCAUCAACUAACAAUGAUAGCGAUACAUCAUCGCUAAAUGCUUCAAUAGAUAUAGUACGAUCACAUAGUGUUAGUUCAUUGGAUAAGACUCAUAAACGUUCAACAGCUUCUACGGCAUCGCGUGCAUUACAAGCAUUACGCAGAAAACGAGUUAUGGAACAUCAACAACAACCACAACAACAGGAUCAUUCUCAUUUUAUCGCUAUCACAACAACUGUUACAGAAAAUGAUAAUAAUGGCAAUGAUAAUGCUAAUGUUACCGAAUCAGUGACUGAAUCAUCACGAACAUUUCAUGAAGUUGAUCGUGAUUCUAUCAGUUCUGCAAGUUCUUUAGAAAUUUUGGUUCAAUAAUAGCUAUAAUGAUGAAUAAGCUAUUCAUUUUUCUUAAGUUGAUUUUUCUUUCUUUUUUUUUCUUUCUCA
Loa loa (African eye worm) is the source of this 1911-nucleotide messenger RNA. Its product is annotated as tyrosine-protein phosphatase vhp-1. Gene Ontology annotation, biological process: protein dephosphorylation; negative regulation of MAPK cascade. Gene Ontology annotation, molecular function: protein tyrosine/threonine phosphatase activity; MAP kinase tyrosine/serine/threonine phosphatase activity. Gene Ontology annotation, cellular component: cytoplasm. The record is from RefSeq and is a predicted model, not a curated record. Bases 226 to 1842 code for a protein of 538 amino acids. The transcript has 7 exons. Lineage: Eukaryota; Metazoa; Nematoda; Chromadorea; Rhabditida; Onchocercidae.